This is a messenger RNA of Ananas comosus (pineapple), 2037 nucleotides long. Its product is annotated as coatomer subunit delta-2-like. Gene Ontology annotation, biological process: Golgi localization; retrograde vesicle-mediated transport, Golgi to endoplasmic reticulum; endoplasmic reticulum to Golgi vesicle-mediated transport. Lineage: Eukaryota; Viridiplantae; Streptophyta; Magnoliopsida; Poales; Bromeliaceae. The coding region runs from base 220 to 1788 and encodes 522 amino acids. The transcript has 12 exons. Gene Ontology annotation, cellular component: COPI vesicle coat; cytosol. The record is from RefSeq and is a predicted model, not a curated record.
CCAUAAUAGAGGGGUCUCUGUACAUUUUUAUGCAGAAAUGGGGCUUCGUUUUUUUGUUAACGACAAUACAGGGAUCGAAAACUCCAACUCUCUCUCUCUCUCCCCCUUCCCCAGAUCUCCUUCCCGGCGAAACCCUAGAUCUCAAUCCCAGGUACUAGGCUUACAGAGAGAUAGCUGAAUCCUUCGGAGACACAUCUUUUGAAACUCGAGUUUGUCAGCAUGGUGGUUCUUGCAGCUUCGAUCAUAACAAAGUCUGGAAAAGCACUUGUUUCAAGACAGUUUGUUGAUAUGUCUCGCAUAAGGAUAGAAGGACUACUUGCUGCAUUCCCAAAGUUGGUUGGAACUGGAAAACAGCAUACUUAUGUUGAGACUGAAAAUGUUCGCUACGUGUACCAACCAAUAGAAGCAUUGUAUCUGCUACUUGUUACAAACAAACAAAGUAACAUUCUUGAAGAUCUGGAGACACUGAGACUCUUAUCGAAACUUGUACCAGAAUACUCACCCUCUUUAGAUGAGGAGGGCAUAUGCCUGACAGCUUUUGAGCUGAUUUUUGCCUUUGAUGAGGCCAUCUCUUUAGGGCACAAAGAAAAUGUGACUAUUGCACAGGUUAAACAGUACUGUGAGAUGGAGAGCCAUGAAGAGAGACUGCAUAAGAUGCUCAUGCAAAGCAAAAUUAAUGAAACUAAGGAUGUCAUGAAGCGAAAAGCUAGUGAGAUCGACAAAAGCAAGAUUGAGAAAGGCAGAGGGGACAAAGGAGGAUUAAUGUCGAUGUCUGGUCCUCGAAGAAUUGAAAGUGCUUUUAGUGAUAUGAGCAUUUCUAGCAGUGGUAGUGGAUUUGGAAGUGGUUCCGGAUUUGGACUGAGCACGGAUGCUGACUCUUCCUCCAAGCCCAAAGGUCGUCCACCAGCUUCUGCUACAGCUCCGCCAAAAGGCCUUGGCAUGCAACUGGGCAAAACACAGAGGACGCAUCAGUUUUUGGAAUCUCUAAAAGCGGAGGGAGAAGUGAUUCUCGAGGACGUUCAACCAGGUGCUACUCAGUCAAAGUCAUCUCUGCCACUAAGUGAUCCUAUAACGUUGAACAUCGAGGAGAGGCUUAACGUUACCGUUAAGAGAGAUGGAGGAGUCAGUAAUUUUGAUCUCCAAGGAACUCUUUCUCUUCAAAUUCUUAAUCAAGAGGAUGGCUUUAUCCAACUUCAGAUUGAAAACCAAGAUGUACCAGGCCUUAGCUUCAAAACUCAUCCCAAUAUCAACAAAGAAUUGUUUAAUAACCAGCAUGUUAUCGGGUUGAAAGAUCCAAAUAGGCCUUUCCCCACUGGCCAAAAUGAUGUCGGUCUGAUGAAAUGGAGAAUACAGGGCUUGGAUGAAUCCUCUUUGCCAUUGACUGUUAACUGCUGGCCCACUGUCUCUGGAAAUGAAACUUUUGUGAACAUUGAGUAUGAAGCUUCAGAUAUGUUUGACUUGCACAAUGUUGUGAUUUCUAUUCCUCUUCCUGCUCUUCGGGGCCCACCAACUGUGAGGCAGAUCGACGGAGAAUGGAGGUAUGAUUCAAGGAACUCCACACUGGAGUGGUCUGUUCUUCUUAUUGACCAAUCGAACCGCAGUGGAUCAAUGGAGUUUGUUGUUCCUCCAGCGGAUGCAUCAGCAUUUUUCCCCAUCUCUAUCAAAUUUACAGCUGCUAAUACUUACAGCGAUGUGAAGGUCGGUGGCAUCAUUCCGCUUCGAAGCGGUGCUCCUCCCAAAUUUUCACAACGGAUUCAGUUGAUUGCGGAUUCGUAUCAGGUGGUUUAAUUCUCUGAUGAAAAUGUUGCUUUACUACUAUUAAUAAAGUCACACUUGUGCGCAGUUCAAUUUGAAUGGAGUAAACUUUCUCUUUUAUUUUUGCACCCCUUUUUUUUUUCCAUAUAUUUAUAUCACCAUUUUAACUGAAGAAACAGCUGCACAGGAUUUUUUUUUUUUUUUUUCGUUUUUUGAUUAGUUGGCAGCAGUUAUGUCAUAGAAGUAUUUUUAAUAUUCUAUCACACAGUUAUUUUUGUGCCA